AUAGUGAUUUUGGUGGUCAUUAUGUUCACCUCCGUUGCUUGUACCCUCCUGGUGAUGGUCUGGGACGCUCUGCUUCUUGCUAAGACGCUGGAGUAUCACAGUGACUCCUGCGACGAACGACAUUUCAUCACUGACAGCCUGACGUCCUUGUUGUGGUGCGUGGCUGUCCUCUUAUGUCAAGGUGUGCGUUGGGUUUACAGCGCGACUUCAUUGCGGAUAGUGGCCGGUAUGUGGUUCAUGACCACUCUCAUCAUAGCCACAGUCUAUCGCUCCAAUCUGAAAGCUAUGUUAAUAAUGCCGCGCAUCCAGCUGCCCUUUGAUAACCUACAAGAGUUACACCAAUCCCGGUAUCCUCUGUAUACCACCAAGACCUCCGCCACUCACAGAGCCAUAGCGAACGCUCCAGACGACUCCCCGCUGGGCCUCCUCAAGGGACAGAUAGUGACGCCAAAUCAUGAGAUGGUGAUGGCGCGGCUAUUUUACGGCGGUCAUGACAUCGCCAUUGCUGGAAUGAGCUUUUCUUUUAGGCAUCAUAUGAAUACUGCUUUUUCUAUGUUUGGAUUUUGUUAUGAGUACGUCAUGCAAGGAGACCGACUCCUUGAGGGACUCAGUCAGGCACUCGGCUUCCCUAAGGGAUCACCACUGCGGCCUAAAGCAGAUGUCGUCAUCCUUCGCCUGCUUGAAGGCGGCCUCAUCAAUCAUCUGGUUUAUCGCGCGUUGCCCAACAGCUCCCAUUGUUUCGGGCCCAUCAUCCAGGACCUUUCCUCCACCAAGCUGCGUGCGCAGGGCCUCCAGGACUUCUAUGGCGUGUUCUCUGUCUUUGCUGGCGGACUCUUCAUAGCAGUUCUGAGCUUCUGCGUGGAGGUCAUGACGUGUCGCCGACGUCGUAUCAAGUGUUGAAGGAAACCACCCAUCAUAAGGAAUCGCGAA
Molecule: messenger RNA, 930 nt
Organism: Scylla paramamosain (green mud crab)
Lineage: Eukaryota; Metazoa; Arthropoda; Malacostraca; Decapoda; Portunidae
Exons: 6
Coding region: 22-900 (292 amino acids)
Cellular component (GO): membrane
Molecular function (GO): ligand-gated monoatomic ion channel activity
Source: RefSeq, a predicted model, not a curated record